GCUUAAAAGCGAAAGCCUCUCUACGCUACGUGUUUAACCCAUCUACGUCGUUUCUUUUGUAUACCGCCUUCCUGCGUUGGUAUACGCGAGGCGGUUUACAAGGAAGCGAACCAACAUGCGCCACGAAGAUCGCAGUUCUUAUAACAGUCCCGCAUCCAAUACAAAUAAGUCCCAACAAAAACAAGCCCCUGUCAGCCCCUCUUCCAUCCUCUGAGAUGAUGGACUCCUGCCUCUGCUGCCGCCGCCGCCUUCUCUCCGGGAGAGGGCGCCAGUCUCAGCUCAACUAAAGCCCUGGAUUUCUCCAUGUUCUCUGCGGGCAGCUCCCCCUCCCAUCUCCAGGGCUUUGGGAGCCUGAAAGCUUUCGUUGUGCCCCUCUGCCGUUUUCCUAUCUCUAUGCGCCAACCAGCCUAGGCGGGGCGGGGGAGGGAAAUCCUGAAUUCGGAAGCGGAGUUUCUGCCCUUUCCCCCCUGCGGCCUCGCUUCGAGGAGCAGCCAGGUGGCGGAAGGUCUUCUGAACUCGACGAAAUCCAGUAUAGGCCUUAUUACAGUGGAGCCUCGACUUACAUAAGCCUCUUGCGGACAUUCCAAGUUGCAUCCGCAGCAAACCCGGAAGUAAACACCAGGUUUGCUGUGAUUCGCACAUGCACGGAAGUGGCUGCCGUUGAAUGCGCACAUGCACAAGAUGCCUCUUCUAGCGUCCCGUUUCGACCAGCGAAAGGACCUCCGGAAUGGAUUAUGUCUAUUUCCCCCCCAUUGCAAAUAGAAUCCAAUUUAUGAAGGAACAUUAACAUUUCAAGCGUUAGAACACCAAUGAACGUUACAGUAGAAAUGCCAAAGGAAAUAUUUCUGAUGAGAGAUCAUCCUUCAUUAUUCAGAUCCUGCGAGACUGGGUGUAUUUUUGGUUUGCCGGAAAAACUUUCUGAAGGCAACACAGCACAAGACAUGAUGCCGUUGAUGACCUCUGAUGAGGGCCCUAAACAAAGGAACUGGGGCUUACUGGUCACCGGCGUUAUUGGUGGGACAUUAGUGGCCCUGUACUCUGUUGCCACGCCAUUUAUUGCCCCUGCGCUGAGGAGGCAUUGCCUGCCAUAUGUCCCUGCAACUUCAAAGCAGGUUGAAAAUGUCCUGAAGAUGCUAAAGGGCAGAAAUGGACCCCUGGUUGAUAUCGGUAGUGGUGAUGGGCGCAUUGUAAUAGCAGCUGCAAAAGUUGGAUUCAAAGCUGUUGGUUAUGAAUUAAAUCCUUGGCUCGUGUGGUAUUCCAGGUACUGUGCCUGGAGAGAAGGAGUUCAUCAGGAUACCAAAUUUUACAUUUCAGACUUAUGGAAGGUACGAGAACAUUUACAACUGAUCAGCGAUGCUAGUAAAAUGGUCAGUUUUUCCCAGUACACAAAUGUUGUUAUAUUUGGAGUACCUCAAAUGAUGCUGCAACUAGAGAAGAAGCUUGGAGAAGAGCUGGCGUCAGAUGCCAGGGUCAUUGCCUGCCGCUUUCCUUUCCCCCACUGGAGACCAAAGCACAGCUUUGGAGAGGGCAUUGAUGCUGUGUGGGCAUAUGAUUCAGAAUCCUUUGGAAUGAAAGAAGAAAAUGAUUUCAUUAAGACUAAGUGCAUUCUUUCUAAUUAGUUUAAAUUCCAGAAGUAUUGCACUGGUGCCUUUAAACAGUGAAUGUGGGCAUUUUAUAGAUAGUGGGAGAAUAUUUCGGUAGUGGUAGCACUAAAUGCUUUCCUGAAUAUUUCCUGUAUCUUUUCAAGGAGGGCUUCAGCCAUGAAAAAUACUUGUACAAUUCCCCCCCCCCCCAGUCAUGGUGAGGUGGGAUAUAACUUUAAUUUAAAAAGUAAAUGACAGAAUUAUGACUUACCAAUUCUUAAAAAUGCACUGGUAAAAUGUGUCCUCAGUUAUAUGUGUAUUUCACUUUAGUGCAUAAUCAGUAGUAAUAUCUAACAAGGUUUUAUUAAAAAUUGGGCUGUCUGAUACAGCUAACUUUC
Podarcis muralis (Common wall lizard) is the source of this 1981-nucleotide messenger RNA. The record is from RefSeq and is a predicted model, not a curated record. Lineage: Eukaryota; Metazoa; Chordata; Lepidosauria; Squamata; Lacertidae.